This is a messenger RNA of Stegastes partitus (bicolor damselfish), 414 nucleotides long. Its product is annotated as CD5 antigen-like. The record is from RefSeq and is a predicted model, not a curated record. Gene Ontology annotation, cellular component: plasma membrane. Gene Ontology annotation, biological process: zymogen activation. The annotation marks the transcript as partial. Lineage: Eukaryota; Metazoa; Chordata; Actinopteri; Pomacentridae. The transcript has 3 exons. Gene Ontology annotation, molecular function: serine-type endopeptidase activity.
GUGAACAGUUUCUCCACGAAGAAGCUCAGCCGAUCAGGGGUCAUGGACGUCGUGGAGUGUUUAGGCAACGAGUCGUCGCUGUGGCACUGUGAGGCCAAACACGGCAACGACAUGUCGUGUUCGUCUGUAGCGUACGUCGUCUGCUCAGGGAGUUUGAAUGCGACGCUGGUGGACGGCGGCGGACGGUGUGCCGGGAGGCUGGAGGUCCAACAUGAAAAUCAGUGGAAAAGAGUCCAAGCGCAGGGCUGGAGGAAAGACUACUCCAAAGUCGUCUGCAACCACCUUGACUGUGGGGAACCACUGGACAAUCCUGAGGAGUACAGUCAAGGUUCUGGUAAUUUCCUGACUGUACAAUGUUCAAGCGGAUCACAAAUAACNUCCCUUAGAGAUAGGUGGGAGGGUGUGAAUACAUGA